This is a messenger RNA of Phytophthora infestans T30-4, 1218 nucleotides long. RefSeq names its product Major Facilitator Superfamily (MFS). Gene Ontology annotation, molecular function: hexose transmembrane transporter activity. Gene Ontology annotation, cellular component: membrane. NCBI's taxonomy places the organism in Eukaryota, Oomycota, Peronosporomycetes, Peronosporales, Peronosporaceae. Gene Ontology annotation, biological process: monosaccharide transmembrane transport. The record is from RefSeq and is a predicted model, not a curated record. The coding region runs from base 1 to 1218 and encodes 405 amino acids. The transcript has 3 exons.
AUGGUCGCUGAAGACGCGGUGUUCACGGAAGCGAAGACGCCCAAGGCCGGCGAUGUCCAGGCCGGCAGAUCCGUCCCGCUCUCGCCGACCUUCUGGUUCAGCCUCGCGGUGCUGCUCCUGCUCCCCUUCCAGUUCGGCUGGUCGGUCGGCCAGCUCAACCUCACGACCUUCAACGACGAAGACGAGUGCAACGCGCGACCUCUAGUCGACGGAACGUGCCUCAUGUUUCCCGGUCAUAGCAGCACGGAAUGGACCUUGAUCGUGAACGCGUGGAUUGUAGGCGGUAUGAUCGGGAGUCUCGGUUGUGGCGUUAUCUCCGAACGUUUCGGUCGCAAGAAGGUAUUGCUGGCGAACGCCGUCGUCAUGUUGGCCGGCGCUGUCAUUCAAGCGAGUACGUCGAGUAUCUCGGUUUUUAUGGUCGGGCGUAUCGUCGCCGGUAUCGCGUCGGGUUGUGCGACGGGUAUGGUGGGUGGCUACAUCAGUGAGAUUACACCCCCGAGUCUCCGUAACUCGUACGGCACGUUCAUGCAGGUAUCUCUCUCUGCCGGUAUCUUAGUAGUGACCAUCAGUUUUUUCUUCGCGGAUACCAGUAGCGGCUGGAGGUACAUCGCCGCAUUUCCCGUUCUUAACGCCGGUUUCUUCUUGGCGUUCGCACCGUUCGUUCUUGUAGAGAGUCCCGCGUGGCUUUUGGAAAAGGGCGACCGGGAGCAUGCGGAGCGGGAGAUCGCCAGACUUUACGGCUUCGAUUUCGUCCCAGUAGCACUGACGUGGAUGGAACCAGGUAUCAAUACUGACCUGGAGUCAGAGGAACUGUGCGGCGAACAGCACGAAGGCGGCACAUUGUCGCUGCUGUUUUCGCCGCUCUUUAUCAAGCAACUGCUUGUGGCUCUUGGUGUAUCAGCUGCGCAACAACUUACGGGUAUCAACGCGGUGUGCUAUUACUCGUCCGAUAUCUUCUCGGAUGCAGGGAUGUCGGAUGGUCGUGUGGGUGGCGUCAUCGUUGCUACGGGUAUAACUUUGGCGCUUGCGUUGUCGGUCGAGGUACUCUCUAUCGUCUUCAUGGACGAGUACAAGUUUGUCCCCUUUAUGGUGACCACCGCUGCGUUUUUCUUCUUCACUCAGUUUUGGAUCCCGGAGACUGCAGGUAAGAGCACCGAGGAGAUCCAAGCCACGUUCCGAUCUAGGAAAGCUCAGAAGCCGGUGGUGGUGUUAAGCUGA